Trichomonas vaginalis G3 is the source of this 1341-nucleotide messenger RNA. RefSeq names its product cysteine proteinases family. NCBI's taxonomy places the organism in Eukaryota, Parabasalia, Trichomonadida, Trichomonadidae. The record is from RefSeq and is a predicted model, not a curated record. Bases 1 to 1341 code for a protein of 446 amino acids. Gene Ontology annotation, molecular function: cysteine-type peptidase activity. The transcript has a single exon. Gene Ontology annotation, biological process: proteolysis.
AUGCUUUUAUUAUUGUGCUUUGUUCGAUCUUUCAAGGAUUCAGAUCCUCUUAUAACACAAGAUAUGGUUGAUGCAAUUAACAACGAUCCUAAUGCACCAUUCAAGGCAACACUUUAUCCAAAGUUUGCAAAAAUGACUGUUGGUGAUGCUAAGCGUUUCUUGUCACCAGUUCGCCCACCACCACAAAACCACGGCUCAGCUGUUCCAGUUGGUGCUAACGAAGAAUUCUUCAACUGGGUUGAUAACAACUACAUUACAGGUCUCACAAAUGUUGUCGCCUUUAAUGGAUGGAAUAAUGCUUCGAACCAAGAUGCAGAUCAGAGUCAUAUUUCAGGAGGCAGAUCUAUCCGUCCUAAUACCAGCAUUGUCAAAUUCCCAGUUUUUGAUGUCACAAAGUUGUGCAGCUCAUGGGCACCAGCAGUCACAUCUGCAAUGACAAUCUCUGUUUCACGUUGGGCCGGUCAAUUCGUCAACUUCUCUCUUCAGUACGUUCUUGAUUGUGACAUGCUCGGCGAUUCAUGCAUUGAACGUACUCCACUCAAUGCAUACCAACUCUUCUGGACAUACCAUCCUCCGGACUUCGAUAGCUGGGACAGACCAGGCGAUGAACACUCAGAAAGAAAAGAAUCUAUGCAAGCACCACGCUCUGAUUUCAAGAGAGCCAACUGUGCUAAUAACAGAUGCUAUCCAGGCUUGACAGGCUGCAAGCGUCACUGGGCACUCACAGGAAGCUGCAACCCAGGUGAUCCAGAAACAGGUUGUCCAAUCUACUUCCUUUAUAACUGGCGCUGGAUUAAAUCUCAUCUUUGGGAAGUUGGUGCAGUUACUUCUUCAAUCACUGUGUACAAAACUCUUUUCUCUUAUCAGGAUGGUGUUUACUCAAGCUAUUAUAAAUCAACUGGAGCAGAUGGUUUUGAUAAUCAGGGAAUUCUUGGUAUGCUUGAUGUUACAAUUAUUGGUUGGGGCCAAUCACAGCUGAAUUUAUCAACUGACCAUGAAAAAUACACUAAGAAACUCGAGAGAUAUUGGUGGGUUAUUCCACACUUUGGACCAGGUUUUGGUAUUAAAUAUGGGCCAUGCAAUGAAAGUGGCCACAAUUGCAAGACUAAAGCAUAUGGAAGUGAUGGACAAUUUACCAAUACUGCCCAAAUCGACAUCGGCAAAUUGACUGUUGUUGGUUUAGGUGGAGGUGAGCAAUCUGAUUCUAUUAAAGGUUUCAUGAAGUUCAACCGUAGAUUUGAUGAUUGCAACAUUGAAUCACAUGCAGUUGGCGCCGUUCCAUAUAACUUUGUUCCACUCCCACACAGGACGCCAUCUCCAACAGAUGAUGAGACAAAAUAA